AUGUUCGACUUCACGCACGACGCCGCGAUUCCUGCGGCCACAGGCCCCGCCGCCGCACAGUCCACGGACGUAGCAGUGCGACGCGCCAUCAACUGGUCGGCGGUGGUGGCGAUAGGCCUUGCCGCGUUUGCAGUAGCCGUGGCGCUCCCACUGUGGAACUACCUCUCGCUGACGGCGUGGUUUUUCCGACUGCGACACCACCUGCGACACGACGUGCUGCGCAAAAUCCGUGUUUUUCACGGCUCGCGGCUGUACCACAACCAGGCGCUCAAGAUCUGCCUCUUUUGGGGCGCGCUCGCGUUCGCAUGCUCGUUUGUCCAGACCGGCGGCGACAUUAUCCAAAUCACCAAGCGGUUCGGCAGGAUCGCGGUCGCACUGAUGCCGCCCCUGCUCUUCCUCACGCUGCGGCCCUCGCCGCUGCCACACACGCUGUACCUGUCGCUAAUCCCGAUUCACAAAUGGGUCUCGCGGGUUGUAGUAUUGCUUUCCUUGCUUCACACCGCGCUAUACACCUGGUACUGGAUCUCUGUCCGCAUGUUUUUCCUGAAGAUCAAAAAGCCUGCAAACUUGUGGGGCGUCAUUGCCAUGGCUCUGUUCCUACUCAUAGCCAUCACUUCUCUGUCGGGCGUGCGUAGAUAUAAUUUCAGGCUAUUCUACUAUGUGCACUACGUCUCAACGUGGCUCACGGUCGUGCUCCUGCACUUCCAUGCUAGGCCGCCUGUAUCAGGCUACACCGCCCUCAACUGCUGUAUUCUGGUCGCCCAGAUAGCCUACCGCGUGAUCCGCACCACCAAGGUUCGCAUCACUGUUGUGCCUGUCUCUCCUAACCUAAUUCUUGUCGAGUUCCCGCUUUCCGGGCUCUCCAAGAAGCCUCAUAUGCCUUCUUCAACGAUACGCAUGGCUCCUUACCACAAUCAUCCUCUCAAGCGCCUGUUUCAGCAGCUCAUUCCGCUACAACAUCCCUACACGAUUGCAAGCCUUCCAAGCGACGACAUGAUCAGAUUAAUUAUUCGUCGUGGCAAAUUCCAGCUCCGUAACAACGCGGAGUACCUUGUCACAGGUGCCUUCGAGCCCAAAAUCGACUUUAUUUCCAAGAGCUCAAGAAGUGUGAAUAUUUUCCAGGGCUCUGUUGCCUUCCAAAAUCAAACCCCGGCUCUCUUAGCGUCUCCACUUCACUACCUAAUUUCUGCACGCAGAGCCCUUCUUGUUACAGGAGGAAGUGCUAUUUCCUUUGGGCUACCUCUUUUGAGAAUUUUGAAUUUUAACGGUGUGACUGUAAGGUUGAAGUGGGUCACUCGCGAUUACCGAGACUUAACGCUUUUGAAUCAUUUCAAAAACAAUUUUGAUGGCCUAGAAAUAUAUGUUACGGGCUCCGCUGGCGAGGAGCAGGAUCUACAGAUUGACUACGUUGAUUUCGAUCAACGGCCCUCUCAGGACUCUAGUUUGAAUGAAGAACUCGAACCUAUUCACCCCUCAGCUCCCGAAACAGCUCCAGAAUCAAACUAUGGCACAUUCAAGUCCUUUGAACCUCCUUCGGGGCUCACCCUGCAAAAUCAGGGCAGAAGCAAUCAAGAAGACGAAAUUGAUUUUACCCAGAUGUUCAGUGCCCGUAGUUUAAAAUCCAAGAAAUCCCAUUUAGCGGAGCAGCUCCCACAUACUCCGUUCGCGAAGGGAGAUAUAUUCCGUAAGCCUUCGAUUGUUGUGCCACCACCGGAGCAGGUGGAUGAUAUGCAGGACCUACCCAGCUUACCAGGUGAGACUGAUCCCAAAGUUCUCAAGAUACCUGCUGGUGUCCAGGUCUUUUUUGGAAGGCCCAACUUAACUAAUCACGACUACCAGUGGUGCUUGGAGCGCGAAUGUAUUGGACCUUCAGAUACUAACGACUGCUUCCGAUUAGACGGACCAGCAGCCAAUGUUGACGACUUAUCGCGUGUUUGGGUAUUGGCUGCCGGACCUCCACAACUAGUGGAAAAUACUAAAAGAUGGGCCACAGACGGCGGACUGCAUUUUCACGAGGAAAGCUUCACCUCUUGA
Molecule: messenger RNA, 2034 nt
Organism: Lachancea thermotolerans CBS 6340
Lineage: Eukaryota; Fungi; Ascomycota; Saccharomycetes; Saccharomycetales; Saccharomycetaceae
Gene: FRE8
Product: putative ferric-chelate reductase
Exons: 1
Coding region: 1-2034 (677 amino acids)
Cellular component (GO): plasma membrane
Source: RefSeq, a predicted model, not a curated record